This is a messenger RNA of Cetraspora pellucida, 858 nucleotides long. NCBI's taxonomy places the organism in Eukaryota, Fungi, Glomeromycota, Glomeromycetes, Diversisporales, Gigasporaceae. The record is from the annotation of a GenBank genome assembly.
AUGUUACUUGCGAUAUGCAUAAUUUGCCGAGAAAUCUUCAAAAAUCCAGAAUUUUACGAAUGGCUUACAAAACACACAAUAAGUGUUGUAAUCGUUUCAUUAUUAUCACUUGUCCGUAUUGAAUGUUUAAGAUUACUUGAUGCGAGAACCGCUAGAUUUGGUAAUUUGAAUGCUCCAUUUUCCAAAGUAGCAAAGGGAAUCAUUCUUUGGGGUGUUAUCUGCUUUUCUUUUAUAUGUGACAUACCUCAAUUAGUUAUUCAGAUUAUUUAUCGAUCUAGUGUCAUAAAUUAUAAUAUAAUUCCAUUUCUUACAUUAAUAAUGGGAGUUAUAACAAUUUCUCAGAGUGUAAUGAUUGUAAUUUUUAAUUCGAUAAAUGUUCUGAAGAAUAACAAUUCAAAAUCAGAAAGUGAAAAGACUCGUAGCAUCAGCAACGGAUUAUCUAAUAUCCAACAACAAUCUGAUAUUAAUAUUCAUAGAAGCUCUAUAAAAAUGGGUCUGACUGAAGAUGAAAUAGAAUCCUGUGUUGAUGACGGAUUAAGAGACGUGUUGAGAAGAGUAAAAAGUUGCAAUAGUAAUAUAGUUAAGCAUUGUGCUGAAUCAAGAGACAAAAGAACAAAAAGUUGGGAUCAAUUAAUUAGAACUAGUAGAGAGUUUAAUAAAGGAAAAGAUUGUGCAGUUAUCAAGAAAAUUGAAAAAGAGAAAAGAGUCAGUAUUAUCGAAAAUAGAAACACAAUCGUGGAAGAAAAAGGAAUUAUUAUUUCUCUUGGAAAUAUUGAUGGAUCUGAAAGUAGCACCAUUAAUGAUAAUAUGUGCACCAGCAUCAUGGUUGAAGGAAAUACAAAAAGUGAUAACAGUUAA